Messenger RNA from Oryzias latipes (Japanese medaka), 12880 nucleotides. It is a transcript of the gene klhdc8b, whose product is annotated as kelch domain containing 8B. Gene Ontology annotation, molecular function: protein binding. The record is from RefSeq and is a predicted model, not a curated record. Gene Ontology annotation, cellular component: cellularization cleavage furrow; midbody; intercellular bridge. Gene Ontology annotation, biological process: nuclear chromosome segregation; mitotic cytokinetic process; mitotic nuclear division. NCBI's taxonomy places the organism in Eukaryota, Metazoa, Chordata, Actinopteri, Beloniformes, Adrianichthyidae.
GGAUUAUUCCAGCAUCUGGUUUCUUUGGUUCCCAUCUCGUGCGCUCUUCACCUGCAUGGAUGAGGAUUAUUGAGGAAGCAGCUGGCAGGUUGUCUCGCAGCAGAGGAGCCUGAUCUUCUCUGAAGCUGCCAGCGAGCGUUGAGUUGCAGGGUUCAGAAAUCCCUGCGCUGCACUCGCCUCAGUCUCAGGGCGCUCCGGCGUUUGCAGCUCCGGUUUAAUUAAAGAGGAGAAAACUAUCUCAAAAUGCAAAGAAGAUUAUCUUGCUUAGCUUGAAGUUCCUGUUUUUUGUUGCUGACAGAUCUAUCAGGUUUGUUCAGACAGAUCAGAGAUCAGCUGAGAGCCUGGCCUGAAUAACUGCUUCUGUCUGAGGAAAUAAAACUGAGUUAUAAAGGCUCCCUCCUGGAUUAUUGGUGGAAUACAUUGUUCUCUAACUGCCCCUCUGCUGCCUCCUCCUUGUUCUGGAUUCUAGUCUCCACGCUCCAGCUUGACCUCCCGGUUUUUGCAGGAUAAAUCCCCUCCAGCACAUUCAUCUUAUUGUUUCUGGGAGGAACAUGCCAGAACUGGAAUCCGAAUGAAAAUAAAGCAGAGGAAGAAGUGACAGAGCUGGAGAGGAAGGAGCCUGAAGGGCAGAUGGCUCAGAAACACUAACAUCUGGAUGAAUAAAACAUGUGAGCAGAGGAGGGGGGUCGUGACAUCUGGAGGAGAAAUGAAUGACUCUUUUUCCACUUCAUCUUCCUCGUUUCUCAUUCUGCUCAGUUUUUGAGGACUAACAUCUGCGUUGGGUUCACCCUCAUGUUUCUGCCCCUGUGGAGCUCAGUCACCUGAUCACACAGAAACCAGCGUCUUUGACCCCCCUCCCUCGUUGUGCUCUGUCCGUGUGAUGGUGCAUCCCCUCCUCCCGGUCCAGGAGACAUGCCUGUGCUGGAGAUGGCAGUGAGUCCUGUGAAGUCCCUGCUCUGGGAGCAGUUCCCCCCCAUGUCGCAGUCCCGCGUCUACUCCUCCACCGUCCACCACGAAGGCCUGCUGUAUGUGGUGGGGGGCUGCAGCGAGACCGGCACGCCCCUGGACAGCGUCGAGGUUCUGGACGUAGAGAGCCAGACAUGGAGCCAGCUUCCGCCUCUGCCCAGGGCUCGGGCGGGGGCUUCAGCUGUGGUGCUGGGGGGCCAGGUGAUGGUGCUGGGAGGCAUGAACCGGCAGCAGACACCACUGGCUUCUGUGGAAAUGUACCAUCCUGACGAGGGGAAGUGGGAGACAAAGGCCAGUCUGGGUCAGCCCUCCAUGGGGGUCACAGCAGUGGAGAGAGAUGGGAAGGUGUAUGCGCUGGGGGGUAUGGGAGCAGAUACGGCCCCCCAGGCCCUGGUCAGGCUUUACGAUGCAGAGAAGGACCAGUGGCAGCCGCUGACGUCCAUGCCAACCCCGCGAUACGGAGCCACGCCCUUCUUGAGAGGAAACAGAAUCUACUUGAUGGGCGGUCGUCAGGGGAAACUGCCGGUGACGGCACUGGAGGCGCUGGACCUGGAGGUGAACAGCUGGACGCGGUACCCCUGCAUCCCCAGCAGGAGGGCCUUCUCCUGCUGCGCCAGCAGCGGGCGGAGCCUCUUCAGCCUGGGGGGGCUCCAACAGCCAGGGCCCCACAACUUCUACUCCCGGCCUCACUUUGUCAACACCAUGGAGGAGUACGACCUGGAUCAAGGAGUUUGGAUCAAACCCAGCCGAACGUCACGGAUGAAGGAGAAGAGGGCGGACUUCGUGGCCGGCAGCCUGGGAGGAAGACUGGUGGUGUUAGGUGGUCUGGGUAACGAGCCGUCGCCGCUGGGCUCGGUGGAGAGCUACGACCCGGUGAAGCGGCGCUGGGAGUACCUGGCGCCCAUGCCCACCGCACGCUGCUCCCCCGCUCUGCUGCAGACACCCAGCAUGCUCUUUGUCAUCGGAGGAGUGUCCCAAGGACCCAGCAAUGCCGUGGAAGCCCUCUGCCUGCAGGAAACAGUGUGACACGCACACACAGGAAUGUCCAAUUCAUCCACGUUUGAGCAGAAACUCUUCUGACUAACUGACGGAUUCCUCCUGAGCACCGAAGACUUUUGUAACAUUUAACAAGCAUUUCUCAGCAGGAGCCGUUGAGUCCGGAUCAGCUGCUGUGGCGAGGACGCAGAACCCUCGCUUUUUUACAGCGAAGAAACCGGAGGAAGAGAAAAGACGAACGCAGAGCAUUUCUAGCGGACAGAUCUAAUCUGAACAAACAACACGCCUUUGAACUGUUGAACUUUUUUCAGCUUAAAAGCAGGGUACUUUUGUGGAUCUUACAGGAACACAGGGCCAUAUCUGAAUCUCCUCUUUCUGGUGGGCGUAGCUUUCUCUGUCCGCGGUGACGACACCUUCACACAUUUUUCUACAAACUGAGAGCUUGAAUGCAGGCGAGGUGGAAGUCCGUCUGAGAGCAGGGUGCUGAGAAAACCGACAAUGGGACAAGGUGCACCAGUUAACAAAACACCAUUUUUUAGCUGCUGGUUUGCGGUAAACCUCCUUAUGAUUGUUUUAUUUUAGGUAUCAGAUCUCCGUGAUUGGUUUUCUGCUCAGUGUCUUCACACAAAGAAACCAAAUUUUUAGUCCCACAAUUUUAAUAUAUUUCCUCUGAAUCUUGAAACUUAGUCCUGCAUUUACAUUCUCCUGUCCUUAGAGGGUGCUGCAAGCUGCUCAGCGUCCAAACCUCUCGCGCCCCUGCUUUUCAUAAUAGUCGGCUAAAUAGCUUUUCUUUUGGUUCUUGUUCCUUUCUUUUGUGUUUUUUGUAAAUUAAGUGACUCUAGAUGCUACCAUCCACUGCAAACGGGAUCAAAAACAUGUGAUUGACAUGUGAUCACAACAACCCCAGCGGUUCCUCAACUGAAGCUGUCAGAUCUGCCCAUCCGGGCUUUCCAGCCAUCAGUCUCUGAGCUCCGCCCCUCACUCAUCAGCGUUCCUGUCGCAGGUGGAGUUAAUUUGAAGUUAUUUGCUGCACUGAAGCAUCCAGAAAAAUAGAAACAAUUUCUCUACUGAAACCAGGCAGCUGGUGAAGCUCGCUAUAAUGGCGUCCUGCUAAGUUCAGUCACCACCAAAAUGGUUUAUGAUCUCUCUGACCUGUGGAUAUACAUUAGUGUGAAUCUAUGCUAUGUAAAGCAGUGGUUCCUGACCUGUGCGCCGCGGACCGGUACUGGUCCGAUGGACAGUUGGUACCAGGCAGCAGAGGAAAAAAAAACACAAUCUGCAUUUUUUUAGAUUUAUUUAUAAUCUAAUUCUGAAAGACGUUUUAUUUUGGAAAACUGUCUUCACCGCAUCCAAAUCAUUCUUGAAACAAGUCGCUCGGUCACGUGUCGAUACUUAAUCUUUCUUAAAGCGCUUGCGCCAACCGCUAAGUUGAGACCCCUAGCUAGCUAAGAAAGAAAUUUUCCUCACAAAGACAACAACCAGAAGAAGAACCUUAGACUUCAAAAUAAAAGAAAUCUGCAUUUAACACACAAAAACCAGGACUGGCUGUUUAAUGUUACGCUAAUAAAGGUUUAUUUUAUUAUAUUUAUAAAAUACCACAUUUUGCAAGCUCUUUUUCUGGGGGGGGGGGUUAUUAGUUGCAUCAUAAAAUUUGUGUGCAGCGAAAGUUAGCAUCCGAUUUUUUAGCUUCCACUUUGACAGUUAUGAGAAAUCCAGAUUACAUUUCAAUGGUUCCUACCUAAAAUCUAGUGUCUAAAGCAGCUGCUGACAUUUUACAGAGAAUGAAGACAAAUUUUAUCCGCAAAAGAAAAAUCAGACACCCACCUCAGCCUUGUACAGGCCGGUUCGUCAAAAUACGGCCUAUUGUCUAACAUUAAACGGGUCCAAAUCCUAAAAAAGGUUGAGGACCACUGGGCUAAAAGGACAUUUUAGCUAAAGUUCAGCACAGUUUAAAAAAAAAUCCGGAAUAAUGCUGAAUAUUAAUAACUAAAUACCAAUAAUCUGUUUUAAUAAAAAAAACAAUCCGUCAAGCUUUCCUUUUACCAUUUAUAAUGUUUCAAUAUCAAUUUAGUUGUGACACUGUAAAUCUAUUAAAAGAAAACUAACUCAAAAUAACAAAAAAAUCUUCGUGCUACAUUUGGAGAUAGAAUUUAAUUUUUUAUGUCAAUGCAUCAAAGCCCACAGAGAAUUUUACAUACAAGGUAGUCUGUGCUUUAUAUUUUCUUUCAGUCUUAGGGAUUUUAUUUUUACACUGAAGCUAUUUUUUCUGUAUUUUUAAGGAGCUCAGACGUUUUUGAAUAGGGUGAGGCACGGCGCUGCACAGCAGAACAAUCAGCAACAAAGAAAACACCAACAAUAAGAACCAAAUGUCUGAAGUAAAUUAGAGGACUGCACUGCACAACCACUUUGGGCUUUCAUUCCGGCUCAGACUCUCUGCUUCAGCAUUUAAAGGAUUUUUUUCAUUAUGUACACAAAGAGCCGGCAGCUCCUCUAUUCAGCGUUUGCAUAAAAAAGUUCACGAGCUUUUCUUGCUUGUAACUUUUUCAGACAAUGUGCGUCAAAAAUACUAAUGUUUCCAUUAGAGUUGCAGCAGAUUGAGCAUUUUUCACACAGCUGUUCUUUUUCAAUGCUUGAGAAAAAAAUUAAUUGAAUCGGCGGAGAGUUUAUUAGCAGGCUGUGUGUUUAAAGAAGUUAAAGGCAGCGAUUUGUGAAGGAAAUCUGGAUUCUCUCCUAGGAUGAGUCUUUAGCCAAAAUCGUAGGGGUUACACAACAAAACAACAAUCUCAUUCUCAGAUUUAUUAUCUAUUAUCUACUCUGGAGAACCCAAGAAAAGAAAUCCUGGGCUAUUUAUGUUAAUUAAACAACAUUUUUUAAACAAAACAAAAAAAAGUACAAAACACAGUAGCCAAAUGUGACCCCAUUGGGUUUUCCAGAAUAAAAACCCUAUUUAAGCCUACAACCAUAUCUGACCCUUAUCUCAUCAUUAUGAUCUAUACUUCCCUUAAAAACCCAACUCAUUUACAUCUCGGUCCAUGUUUUCUGGUCUGUAGUUCAUCAUCAUUCCACUGGGGGCAGUAUUGCUCUCCAGAAAUCUCAAAAACUCUUGGCAUGAAAGGUUUUGCUUUAUGGUGAGAUUAACUCAUUUAUUGUUAUUCAUUAUUUUAAAUACCUACUGACUGCACUGAAAUAAAUAAACAAUUAUUUAUUUACAGUUACUUCAUUUUAACAAUGUGUGGAUCAAAUUUAAGACGGUAGGUACAUAAGGUGCCUUUUCCUGAACACUCGUGCCAAUAUUUUUGUUAAACUGGUAUGUAGUAUAAUUGAUACUAUAUUGAUACUAUAUUUAUAUCUAUUUCAUUAAAAGAAAAAAAAGUAUUAUAAUUUUAUUGUAGAUUUCAUCAAAUCAUUAAAAAAAAUUCUUUGAUGUAUUGGGCUUUACAGGGUUUAAAAAAAAAACAAAAUAACAUGAUUAUAGAAUAAUAAAUGGCUUUACCCAAAAAAAGAUCACGCCAGAAAAUACAAUAGGCCUGUACACACAUGCUGCACAAACACGCGUGUGUUUUUCACAAAGCCUCCUCAGUAGCUGAUCUUAACAGUCCCUUAUCUGUUGCUGCAGUGAAGAUUGAAUGAGAUUCUGCUUGAUUCUGUUAUUUCUGCAACUCUAGUUUGUGUUCCCCGUGUUUCAUGUUGGCUUUUAGCCUGAUUGUUGUCGCUCUCCCUCAUUCAGUCACAUUAACACAUUUUCUGCAGCUGACUAAUAUUUAAAGACCCAGUUCGAUCGCCCUUUGAUCUUUUUUCAAAGAGUACCCAGUUGUCUUUUGAUAAAGAUUAUGUCGCUUUUUGUCAAAAUCUAAAAACCUGUGUGGUUUUUAUAGGACAUCAUUUUUGCAGAGCGCCAGGAGUUCGUUAGAAAUUCACCUCUGAGUUAUGGGUGGGACUGUUGGCGCAGAGCAACCACACACCUCUUUCUACACACACCCAUAACCAUCUGUUUACUUGUUAUCCCACUAGCUUACAGCCCCUCACAACCCCAACCCAACAGUACAGGUACAAUCAAAACAGUACAGGGCCUAUCCAGCCAUAAGGUUUUGAGCCAGAUCGGAAUGGAGGGGAUUUUCUACAUCAUGGAUAUGAUCUUUUUCAAAAGGAUUUUUUUUUUCAUCUGCUCCUGAUUAACAACGAUUUGAAUUAAAAAAUACUUAGAAAUGCAAUUUUAGGCCUAAUUUUCUUUAUAUAUCCCCUUAACGAAAAAAAGACCACAAGAACAUAUAAAAACACCAAAAACCCAAUUCAUAAGAGUAUGUCUUUAGGAUGUUCAAAGGGAAAAUGUAUCUCUAAACAGCUACACGAAGAUCUAAAAAAAAAAUCCCCAUGCAUGGCCUGAUUUGUGCGCACAGCAUCAUCUACUGCCAAAUCUCAGAUCACAGCAAAAGGACUUUUUUUAUUGCAAACCUGAUCAAGAGAAUUAACCCUACAGAUCUUGACUUUUGUCAGCUUAAUCAGACAACCUGAGAGGUUGAAUUUCAUCAAAAAAGCUCGUCUAAAUAUAAAUAUGUUUGCUAUGUAAUGUUUCCCUCUUUAACUACACUAGUAUGGCAUGUGUAAAAUUGGUUCCCAAGGAGAACUGGAGAUUUAUGUUUUGGUUAAAAACAGCUGCACACCAAAAUCAACAACAGACGUGAUACAGAUAUGGAUGCUAGGAACCCUUUUAGAUGUUUUAUUUUGAAAUUCAAAUUGACCUGUAAAAAUGUAGUGCAGCCCUCCUGUCAGUGUAAUAACGUAACGGACGCUUACGUUGUGAACAACCCAAAACAGGAAAUGUCAACAACUGUUUAUUGGUGAAUCCAGCAGGCGUGGAGGGCUUUUCCUGCUUGCUUUAUUUUUUUGGUUUUCUACCCAUUUUCUACUCAUGUUCUCAGGCUUGCAGGCAUUUGUGUGGGCAGCUCAUGAAAAUCAGGCCAAUCAGAGCACGGGAUCUGACAACAGCAGCCUGCAAUUGGAGCAGAGAAAAAUAUGACGCAAGAUGCACCAGGUGGAGCUUUAGGAAAACAAAAUAAGGCCACACUCAUUUGUUUCCCUAAUUAUCCAACCCAAAGACACACAUUUGCCUCAUUGGUAUUCUGUGAAUCAUAAAACACUUUUGGGGAGAAAUCUAUUGUGAAGCAGAGGACUGACCUGCAGCAAGAGUCAUGUUUUAAUCAAGAUGAUGACAUCGUAGGUGAACCGUGAGGGGUUAUUCCUUCAGGAAAAAUAAAAGAUGAAAAUACCUCACUGCACCCUUGAAUGUCUGGUGUGAGACAUUUAAAGUCAAGGAAGUAGGUGAGCUAUACCUAAGGUGGUGUCCAAAUUCCAUCACUACUCACUACUUAGUUCACUUUAUGGGCUGUUUGCUAUUUUGUAAGGAUAUCCAAAUCUACAAUUCCAAAAGUGCCCUACAAGUUUCCCAGAAGUCUCUGCAAAAAAACAGUGUGCACUAGAUUAAGGACUAGACCACAAUGCGAUACGUAUGAACGAUUUUCCAUGCUAAAAAAAAGAUUUAAUUUAUUUUUUAUAAACCAUCCAAGUUUUCUUCAUCAGAGUACAGUGGAUUCAUAAAUAGUCUUUGUAAAAUCUUUAUUUUUAUUAGGUUUUUACUUUGAGUUGUUAUUCUAAAUUAGGUUGUUAUUUUCCAUUAAAAAGGGAAGAAAAAAAACAGUAGUGAGCAUGAUCUUCGAAUUGCUUUGGAAAUCCAGGGCAGUAGAUUGUCCCCACACUUUAUAGUGUUUUUAUUAGUUAUGAUGAAAAGAGGGAAUUCAGACACAGCCUAAGAUAAAAAAAAAUAUUAUUUAAACAAAUCAUUGCAUUUAACUUACUAAAUUUAAUGUCUUGCUUAUUUUGCCAUUGAAGUAUUUUUUAAAUUGCUUGAUAAACAUAAGUUGGUUGUUUUUUCAUGGUGUAACGCUCUCUGUGACUCCACCCCUGAUAUGUAGUUGCCAUGACACCCAAACACGCAUGAAAAUAAGUUCACUGGAACUUUAUAAUAGCUAAUUCAUGCAGAGAAAGAAUACCAGUCCAUUUCAGUUUUUUUUAUUCCUACUAUGAUUAAUUUGACUCUGGAUUUAUUUAAAGCCUUUACCACAGUUUGACACUAAUAUUUCUUUGGUAAUUACAGAGUGACAGAAGUAAAUGCUGAUGCAAAUUGAAAAGAUUCAUUAAAAUUACAGAAAAACUCAUUAAACACGAUCCCUAGUUGUUUUCCAGAGGCAUUUUUGUGGACAUUUCAUUUUAUAAAGCCACAAUUUUUAUUUAAAAUGUGACUUUCCAUUAAUUCAUAUGGUGAGCAGAAUAAAACAAACAAACACAAACUCACAUACAUUUUUUUUGUAAAGCAUCAGCUUCAACAUUUCGACUGCAGAAGGCAAAGCUACAACUGCAUACAGGAAAGAAGACAUAAUAAAACAAAACUGGGUCAACAAAACCAACAAGUCUGUUUUAUAAUAAAACAUACCCUUUAUUUGGAUUUUAAAAAAUGAGAAAAAUCAAUUAUUUUUUGGCAGAGCAGCUUUAUUUCUGCGCCAUCUUUUGUACACAGAGCAAAAUUUAUCAAAGUAUUUUUCAGUGUUUCAAAGGCUCAAAACAAUUAAAAGGAAAUUAUAAAAUAUAUAGAAUGUCCCCAGCCCUCCCUCCACAUAAUAAAGCAUAAAAUGAUAAAAUGUGAAUAAAACUCAAAAAAUAAAUAGAAACAGAGAUUUAAGUGGAAAUAUUGCUUGAUGAUGUUGCAAAGAAAUCAUAAGCAACACAAAAAAUAUAUUUUUUUCCCAAUAUAAUUGAAAAUAUUGACAUUUCUCUAUAGAUUUUGAGAUGAUUUGUUUGAGAAAACUUCUUGAGUUGUGAUUUUUCAUUCUUUUUGUGUAUCAGAAUGAGUAUUUGAAGCACAGCUUUACAGUUUUUCACAUUUAGAGCACAGAUUAGAAUCCAUUUAACCCCAUAAUAACAUAGUUACAUAUCAUUCUAUACUUCACUGAGACUAUAAAUGCCAAAAUAGCUCCUUCUUUUUCUGCACUCACUCAACAAUGACAGACCUGAUAAAUGAACCUUCUAAUAAAAGGAACUCUUGGUUUUCUGUAGGAUUCACAAAUAAGAAAAAUGAUUUAUUUUUCUCAAUAAAUGAAAAACAUUCAACAAGUAAAGCUUUUUUGUAGCAAAUGGCUUUUACAGAGGAGAGAACAAAGCUGCAGAGCACCAAACCGAGCUCAGACAGGAUCUGCAGGUUGUCGGUCUGCACCUGGAUUUUUCCUGCUUCUUACGUCGAGCUCCCAAGGCCUGGAUUUUUUCUGCACCUGACUCGUCAGCACCACAGUGCUGCACAGAGACGGAGGGUUACAAAUCCAAAGAUUUCGAAUCGACCUGACUCAGCACCUGUACCGAGCUGUUUGCUCAGCCAGAAAGCAGGACAAGGUGCUUCAGUGCAGCAGAUUAUCCACAGCUAUGCUCCAAUUCCAUAACAAGGACACGCCCCUUUCCGCGACAUCAAAGGUCAAACGUUCCAUCACAAAAAAUCUGCAGCUCAGUGACGUUUGACAACAAGUGCCGCCCACCCCUGCUCUGUUGACUGACAGCAGGCCUGCGCCCAUCAGCCCCAGCGGCUGCCUUGUCCAUCCUCGCCUCCCACACCUGCAGGUGGAGGUCAGGCCUGCUUGUCAGAGGCGGGAAGUUUCUGGAAUGCCCGACGAGGCCCACAGACUCAGGUUCCGACAAAGCAGCGGGGGAUUUGGUAUUUUUUAUUUCCCUGUUUGGCUUUUGACAGCUUCUCCAUUUCCAUGUUUAUUUAUUUGUGUGUCAGUGUGUUCGGGCAACGCGAGGACAGUUUCUUAGACGACACGUGUCAACGCCCACCGGUAGCACCCACGUGUUCUUGUUGCAUUAGCAUUCUGUUUCCAUGUGUUUUUAGUUUUACAUUUUAGCCUGUAUCAAAGAAAAAAAAAAGAAAAUCAGCUGGAGCGUGAAUACUGCUGAUCAGGGUCAGAUUCUGUGUUUUUGUAGAUGAUCGUCCAUGUUUGAUCCAUAUUUUGCCUUUCGUGUUGUGGAUUGAGGUGGUGAAGGUGACAGGUGUGCUGUAGUGUCGUCAAGUUCUGGGAAGUGUUUUUGACUGCUGUAGCAGAAAAAUCUAUUUUUUACUAGAUGCAUAAAAUUCUAUUUUUGUUGUUUCGGUUUAAAAAGCAGCUUCAAGGUUCUGUAUAUAAUAAAAGAAAUGUGUGUUUGUGAUGAGAACGCUGAGGAUAGUAGAUGUGGAACAAAGGUGGUUUAUUUGAAGUGCUAGUAAAACAAAAGAGGUAAAAAAAAAUCCCGUCUGUUCUGAUCCGUAUCCAUGCUUUCUGCUGGCGCUGGAUUAGUGCUGCUGGGAACUCUGACUGUGGAAAAAACGGCAUUUGAGUGUUUUUCUAAAUUGAACCUAAGGGUAAAAAAAACUUAACACUAAAGGGCGCACCGGAUCCCAGGAUGCACCGUCACUGAAUGGCUAUAAUCUAACGUAGGUCCUAAAAGGCGCAUUGAGCGAGACAGAAGAGUCAGAUAAGUCUGUCAGUAAGUCAAACUUUAUUAUUUGCGUUCUCACUGGAACUCGUCUAACGCUCCACGUCAGCUACAAACAGUCAUGUUAGCGUAUCUGCAUUACCUGUAACUCCCAGCCUUGUUUGUAACACGUAAAUAAACAGACUGAUAUUGCUAAGACAGACAUUACUGUGACUACGCUAACCCACAACCUUAACGGGAAAGGUACCCAGACACCGGCUGAGUGUGCUUAAGGUAAGAAAAUAAAAGAAAAAAUGCGCUAUGAGUGUGGUUUCAUGAACACGCACUCAGCCCGUGGUGUUUACACCGGAUCAGCGCCGGACAGGCAGGGAGUGGCAGUUACUGGUUACUAGCUUUUGUUUAGUGUGUUUAGCGUGGAAUGUUAAAGCAGUGCAAAUCUCACAAACCUCUCUACAGCCUUUUUUUCUUCAUGACUCAAUUUUAAAGCGCUUUGUCGUUUUUUUUUUUUAACGGUGCAGAAAAUACGGUGAACUGUAUUUGGUUACGGAUGAAAAGAAAUCCCCCACUAAGUCUUCUUGGACCCCUGAUCAGGCCCACUUUAGAGCAAAUUAGUUCAAAACAAGAAUUCAUGGAUAAAUUUGAUGGGAUUAUUUAAUCCAGAACAGCUACAUGACUUCAUAAUUCAAGCCUGAUCAUGGCGCCCUUUUAGUGAUGAGAGGAUUUCUGUUCUCUGCACAUGAGCUGCCCUAAAACAAAGCAGCCAAAAUGAGGUUAAAUAGAAGAACAAUGACAAAUAUUUCAACUGCAUUAAAAAACAAAAACAGAUAAGCCCUAAAUUUAUGUUUAUCAUGGUUUAGCUAGUUUAAUUAGUUGGCUGCAUAUUUUUUUAACUGGACUAGACUAACAAGUGCAACACUUUUACAGUUUAAGGGUUUUAAACAGACAGAACCUAAGUUCCCUAUAGUUUCUACAAUUUCUACAAUUCUAAAAUCAAACAGUUUUUACUUUGUGUAUUGCUGGAUGGCACAUGACCUAUCUAUUCUGCACAUGGAAGACAAACACAAACAUUUAUUGAGGUUUUGCUGGUUUCUCCUUAUAAAUACUUCUAAUGUGAACUUCUGUUAGUAUCUGACUUUGCUGGGACGGUUGACAGAAGAGUCUAAAGAGUGUUGCAUAACUUGACACAGAAAUGGGAAUUUGGGGUAAAAAUUAACCCAUAUUUUUCACUUAACCCAGACGUUGGUUUAAAACUGAGCCGUUUUAGUUCAGUCUGAGUUGACCUUACAGGAGGAAGAGGAGGUUGUGGUGUCGUGCUGCAUAGACUUCGUAAUUGAUACUGCUUUUGCUGACUUUUUGAUUCUGCUAAACACAAGUGGUUUAAGAAACAAAUCUGGUUUGUGGCAUUGACUGUAUCUGAGAAGUGGAUGGAACCCAUAACUCAGAGUGUAAGUGUAAUGUCACCCAUGUAAACAAUUUAUUUCUGACUCUAACCAAAUAAAGUCAAUGCAGUCGCCAUUUUUUUCAUAAUAUGGACUCAGAUGUUGAGCCAGAAGUCGGUUUGAGUUUCCAUGGCAACCACUCUCCUCAAUUAGAAGUGAGCUUGUUGGAAGGACACACCAUUACCGAUUGAAAGAGAGCUACACAAAUCUGUCUAAUGUCUGAUGUGGGGGCAAGGAGGCUCCACCUACUUUUAUUUAGGCCAGUUUACAACUUUAAUUACUUGCACUACAGAAAAAAACUAGGAUUAUCAAGAAUAUGUUGGGGGGGAAAAAGGUGGAAUGGUUGUCCUGACCAAUAGAAUGACAAAGAUGUUUAAACAACAAGAUCAAUAGAAGCCAAAUUAAUUCUACCUAAGAUAUUCAGUCAAAACUUUAAUAGCUUUGAUUUCCUUUUUUUUACCCCUCAUUAUGUGGCUUGAAUCAUUUUAAGAGUGCAAUAACUGAAGAAACCAAAUAUGUGAAAGGUUAGUCCUCCAUGUGAAGUCAAGGCCAGCAGAUUCUGCCCUCUUUGGCAGAGACUCAUAACUUCCUGGGGAGUUAUGAGUCUCUUUGAGACAUAAAGAAUGAAUUCAUCACAGUUGUUUUACCAAAAGGCUGCAUCACUGUUUAUUGUGGGUUUAGGCAGCUCUCCGCUAAAGCAGGUGGAUGAUGGGGAUCCGUUCAGCUACAUUCUCUGCUUAUGUGUCUGUGUUUCCGGUUUCCAUGGCUUUGAACCACGAACGCGCCGAAGCUUCAUGUGGUCACUCCGUGUUGGUCUGACAUGCUAGCUUGUGAGCCGGCCCAGUCGCGGCUGGCAGGCGUCGGUGGUGGCUGUGACUGGAGUGCGGUAGAGUUCAGUGCCUAAACUUCGUGUGAGGUUGUGCCUCAACUUUGACUUCUGUUUCUCUAAUAAACUGUUUGGACUUGUU